Molecule: messenger RNA, 999 nt
Organism: Helobdella robusta
Lineage: Eukaryota; Metazoa; Annelida; Clitellata; Rhynchobdellida; Glossiphoniidae
Exons: 4
Coding region: 17-727 (236 amino acids)
Biological process (GO): protein dephosphorylation; negative regulation of MAPK cascade
Cellular component (GO): cytosol; cytoplasm
Molecular function (GO): protein tyrosine/threonine phosphatase activity; MAP kinase tyrosine/serine/threonine phosphatase activity
Source: RefSeq, a predicted model, not a curated record
AUUUAAAUUUAAAGAAAUGUUCUCUAAAGCCGAUUGUUUGUUUGUUCUAUAUGACGACGACACAGUUGAAGUUGACCACCUAAAUGCUUGUAGUUCUAUGAAGAUCAUCUACGACAAGCUACUAUCACUAAACAAGAGAGUCAAGUAUUUGAAAGGUGGAAUGAAAGAAUUUCUUGCCAGCCAAUCAAAUCACUGCAGUGAUCCGUUGACCAAUGAGCUUCAACCAUUGCUCUUCAGUCCUACCUCCCCUUACAUCGACACCGCCAUUGACACAGCAAUCAUGACUGAAAUUUUGCCAUAUCUUUAUUUAGGAAACGAAAAAGAUGCGUCCGACAUAGAUCGACUACGACUCAACAACAUCACGCAUGUACUCAACGUAACUUCGGGAAUUCCCAUGUACUGUGAUGCUGCCCGUGACAUUUCUGGCAGAAGGCUGCCUGCAUCUGACAGUGGAUCUCAAAACAUCAAACAGUAUUUCGACGAAGCCAUUAAAUUUAUUGAAUCAGCCCGUCAGUCGAACGGCCGUGUCCUGAUCCACUGUCAGGCCGGCGUCUCCAGGUCACCCACAAUCACCAUGGCCUACUUGAUGGCCAAGUUCUCGUGGUCGUACAUGCAAGCAUUCAAUGAGGUGAAGAAGAGGAGGUCCAUCAUAUCACCCAACAUCAAUUUCCUCGGACAACUACUCGAGUUUGAAAGCAGGGCUGUCAGUUUAUUUUCCAGUGAAUGAAAAUAUUUUUUCCUCAUUUUUUAAACUUGUUUCAUUUUCGUUUCAGAAUGUUUUUUAAAUUUUCUGUUCAAGUAUUCAUAUUUUUUUUUGUAGCUUGUUCGUUUUGUAUCGUAAUCUUCGUGUAUUAAAUUUGUUCAAAAAAAUUUGUCAUGUUUUUAUGUUGCGCCUGUCCUGUAUCUUCAAGUAUUUUACUGUAAAAUUACACACUUUGCCCUCGUGUUUGGAUUAUAUAAUCACUUUUCUUUAAAAGUUCUAGAGAAAAAAAUUAAUGG